Messenger RNA from Phytophthora nicotianae INRA-310, 639 nucleotides. RefSeq names its product NADH-ubiquinone oxidoreductase 20 kDa subunit, mitochondrial. The record is from RefSeq and is a predicted model, not a curated record. Gene Ontology annotation, biological process: mitochondrial respiratory chain complex I assembly; aerobic respiration; electron transport coupled proton transport. Gene Ontology annotation, molecular function: NADH dehydrogenase (ubiquinone) activity; quinone binding; 4 iron, 4 sulfur cluster binding. The transcript is spliced from 3 exons. The coding region runs from base 1 to 639 and encodes 212 amino acids. NCBI's taxonomy places the organism in Eukaryota, Oomycota, Peronosporomycetes, Peronosporales, Peronosporaceae.
AUGUUGCGCGCUGGCUCAAAACUUCUUCGACGUGGCGUGUCAACGCCUACAACUGGAGUCGCUAGUUGCGAUCGUGUCUUCCACACGACUUCAACUGUGGCGAGCGAGUCUGCGCUUCAGCAACGUGGUGACAUCGGAGAUCUUCUUGCUGGCAAUGCUGUAGCGCGAAAUGGAGCUGAGUACGUCGUGUCUCGCCUCGACGACUUGAUGAACUGGAGUAAAAAGAGCUCCUUGUGGCCUCUAUCCUUUGGACUGGCCUGCUGCGCCGUCGAGAUGAUGCACACCGCCGGCUCCCGUUACGACUUUGAGCGUAUGGGUCUGCUCUUCCGUGCGUCGCCUCGAUGCACCGACGUCAUGAUCGUCGCUGGCACCGUCACCAACAAGAUGGCGCCUGCCCUCCGUCGCAUUUACGACCAAAUGCCCGAGCCAAAGUUCGUCAUCUCGAUGGGAAGCUGCGCGAACGGUGGCGGUUACUACCACUACUCAUACUCCGUGGUGCGAGGUGUGAAUCGCAUCAUCCCGGUGGACAUCUACGUGCCAGGGUGUCCUCCGACUGCCGAAGCCCUGCUGUUCGGUGUCAUGCAGCUCCAGAAGAAACUUAAGGGCAACAAGUCGCUCUUGCUUAAGCUGCGCAAGUGA